Messenger RNA from Phytomonas sp. Hart1, 1746 nucleotides. NCBI's taxonomy places the organism in Eukaryota, Euglenozoa, Kinetoplastea, Trypanosomatida, Trypanosomatidae. The record is from the annotation of a GenBank genome assembly.
AUGCGUCGUUUCUUCCAGAAGUACUCAGCUCCGGCUGUUGCACGCCUUGUGUCAUCUGUGUCCGGUGCUUCUAUUGGUGCGACAAAGAUGCCAACUGCCGCUCCAGGGCAGAAGUCUUUCUUUAAGGCGACUGAGAUGAUUGGGUAUGUACAUUCCAUCGAUGGUACGAUUGCCACUCUGGUUCCUGCCCCUGGAAACCCUGGUGUUGCCUACAACACAAUCAUCAUGAUUCAGGUCAGUCCUACUACCUUCGCUGCCGGGCUCGUAUUCAACCUGGAGAAGGAUGGCCGCAUUGGUAUUAUUUUGAUGGAUAACAUCAAUGAUGUGCAAUCCGGGCAGAAGGUGAUGGCGACGGGCAAGCUGCUGAACAUCCCUGUCGGUGCGGGGGUUUUGGGCAAGGUCGUGAACCCAUUAGGCCACGAGGUACCGGUAGGACUGUUCACACGCAGCCGUGCGCUAUUUGUAGAAGAGCAGACAGUGGGGAAGGUCGAUGCUGGUGCACCCAAUAUAGUAUCGCGCUCUCCUGUGAACUAUAACCUCCUGACUGGUUUUAAGGCUGUUGACACAAUUAUUCCCAUUGGCCGCGGUCAGCGUGAACUGAUUGUGGGCGAUCGUCAGACGGGAAAAACGUCCAUUGCAGUGUCGACAAUUAUUAACCAAGUGCGUGGAAACCAGCAAAUUCUGUCGAAAAAUGCUGUCAUUUCUAUUUACGUGUCCAUUGGCCAGCGUUGCUCUAAUGUUGCGCGUAUCCAUCGUCUGCUUCGAUCAUAUGGUGCGCUCCAGUACACCACCGUUAUGGCAGCCACCGCAGCUGAACCGGCUGGUUUGCAGUACCUGGCUCCCUAUUCGGGUGUGACCAUGGGCGAAUAUUUUAUGAAUCGUGGCCGCCAUUGCUUGUGUGUGUAUGACGAUCUGUCGAAGCAGGCUGUAGCAUACCGUCAAAUCUCGCUGCUUCUGCGCCGUCCGCCUGGCCGAGAGGCGUAUCCCGGUGAUGUAUUCUACCUUCACUCUCGGCUGCUGGAGCGUGCUGCCAUGCUUUCGCCCGGCAAGGGCGGGGGCUCUGUUACCGCGUUACCCAUUGUUGAGACGCUGUCUAACGACGUUACAGCAUACAUUGUAACCAAUGUCAUAUCCAUCACGGAUGGCCAGAUUUAUCUUGACACAAAGCUUUUUACAGGUGGGCAGCGUCCAGCCGUGAACAUCGGCUUGUCGGUGUCUCGCGUUGGUUCGUCUGCUCAAAAUGUUGCUAUGAAGGCCGUAGCUGGCAAGCUAAAGGGUAUUUUGGUGGAGUAUCGCAAACUUGCCGCUGACUCUAUUGGUGGGAGUCAGGUUCAGACGGUGCCCAUGAUCCGAGGUGCGCGCUUUGUUGCACUUUUCAAUCAAAAAAACCCUUCUUACUUCAUGAAUGCUCUGGUGUCGUUAUACGCAUGCUUGAACGGCUACCUCGACGACGUGAAGGUGAACUAUGUCAAAUUCUAUGAGUACCUACUUGUCACAAAAGACCUCAGCAUCAUGAACGGUACUGCAACUAACAAGUUCUUCUAUAUGUAUGUACAGCAACUAAACUACGUGAUUAGAUUCUUCACACUGAACCAUCCUGUGUUGAACGCUGAAGUGGAAGAGAUGUUGAAGCAGCACACACAUCUGUUUCUGCAGAACUACCAGUCCAAGAUGAAUGCCAUCAAGAGUGAGAAGGAGGUAAAAGCGCUUAAGAAUCUUCUUUACUCUUGCAAACGUGCAGUUUAA